AUGCUGAGGAGCGCUCUGCUGUGCGCAGCGCUCUGGCUCCUGUGCGCGCAGCCCUUUCCCUGCCCACCCACCUGUAGGUGCGCCUUCCGCGACGCCGCGCAGUGCUCGCGCGGCACGGUGGCCGGCAUCGCCGCGCUCGGCCUGCCCACCAACCUCACGCACAUCUUGCUUUUCCAAAUGGGCCGCGGCACCUUGCAGAACAACAGCUUCAGUGGCAUGACCGUCCUGCAGCGACUGUUGCUGUCCGACAGCCACGUUUCCGCCAUUGCCCCAGGCACGUUCAACGACCAGAUAAAACUUAAAACCCUGAGGUUAUCGCGCAACAAGAUCACUCAUCUCCCAGGCGCACUGUUGGAUAACCUGGUGCUCCUGGAACAGUUGUUUCUGGACGGCAAUGAACUAAAGAGCCUUGACAAAAACCUGUUUCAGAAACUGGUUCACCUGCAGGAGCUCUUUCUGAACCAAAACCAACUCGCUUUCCUGCCUGCUAGCCUCUUCACACACCUGGGGAGCCUGAAAUUGUUGGAUUUAUCGGGAAACAAUUUGACCCACCUGCCCGAGGGGUUAUUUGGGGCCCAGGUUAAGCUUGAGAAGCUUCUGCUCCACUCGAACCGGCUGGUCUCUCUGGGGUCGGGGCUGUUGGACAGCCUGCGGGCCCUGACGGAGCUGCAGCUCCACACCAAUCACCUCCGUUCCAUCGUCCCCGGCGCCUUCGACCAGCUGCGAAGCCUGAGCUCCUUGACCCUUUCCGGAAACAGCCUCGAGUUCCUGCCCUCCGCCCUCUUUCUUCAUUCUCACAAUCUGACCUUCCUGACCCUGUCUGAGAACCCGCUGGAGGAACUCCCCAAGGUGCUCUUCGGGGAGACAGGCGGCCUGCGGGAGCUGAGGCUGAAAGGCACCCAGCUGCGCACCCUGCCCGCCGCCGCCUUCUGCAACCUCACUGGCCUGCGCAUCCUGGAGGUGUCGCUGAGCCCGGGGCUGAGCGCGCUCCCGGAGGACGCCUUCCGAGGCCUCGGCGAGCUGCAGGUGCUCGCCCUGAACUCCACAGGCCUGGCCUCCCUCCCCGCCGGCCUGCUCCGCGGCCUCGGCCGGCUGCGCCACGUGUCGCUGCGCAGCAAUCGGCUGCGCGCCUUACCCAGCGCUCUCUUCCGCAACCUCAGCAGCCUGGAGGAGGUCCAGCUCGACCACAACCAGCUAGAGAUCCUGCCGGGCGACGCGUUUGAGGCUCUGCCCCGGCUGGCGGAGGUCCUGCUGGGACACAAUCCCUGGCGCUGCGACUGUGGCCUGGGGCCGUUCCUGGCGUGGCUGCGGCGGCACGCGGGCCUCGUGGGUCGAGCCGAGCCCCCGCGGUGUCACGGGCCCGGGCCGCACGGCGGCCGACUGCUCUGGACCCUGCAGGCGGGCGACCUCGUCUGCCCGCGCUCCGAGUCAUGGAUCCGGCCAGUGGUUGAGGGCCAAAGUCAGGACCAUAGCCUGUUCUGGGGUCUUUAUUUUCUGCUUUUAGCCGCUCAGGCUCUAAUUACCGGGAUCAUUGUGUUUGCGAUGAUUAAACUCGGCAGGCUCUUUCGGAAAUUAAUCACAGAGUUCUGGUUUGAGGCGAUGAGAAAACCUUGCAAUUAA
Molecule: messenger RNA, 1620 nt
Organism: Budorcas taxicolor (takin)
Lineage: Eukaryota; Metazoa; Chordata; Mammalia; Artiodactyla; Bovidae
Gene: GP5
Product: glycoprotein V platelet
Exons: 1
Coding region: 1-1620 (539 amino acids)
Cellular component (GO): plasma membrane
Molecular function (GO): protein binding
Source: RefSeq, a predicted model, not a curated record